Molecule: messenger RNA, 1403 nt
Organism: Colletotrichum acutatum
Lineage: Eukaryota; Fungi; Ascomycota; Sordariomycetes; Glomerellales; Glomerellaceae
Exons: 2
Coding region: 238-1206 (322 amino acids)
Source: RefSeq, a predicted model, not a curated record
GGUGUGGAAAAUCAUCAAGAUCUGUAAAUACUAUGUAUUGUUCUAUAUUGCAAUUAACAGAAGAAACUAACAACUAUGGAGUUGAUGGUUUUUGCUAACCUUGAAAUUGAACUUUUGUAGUCUCCAAUUGAUACCAAUUCUAUUCGGCAAUCGGAAUCCUCGACCGAAGUCGAUCUACAUAGCUUGGGCCACACAUGGGAUCAGAGGCCAACUCCCAAAACACGCGAAUACAAAAGAAUGGAGGAUGAAUUGAAUGGGAAGGAGGUCAAACUAGAGUCUUUAAAAGUCGAGCUGCAGCAGAAAGAUGCCGAUCUUGCCGAUGUGCGUAAACGCUGGAAGCAGACAGCUAAGGAGCUAAACAGGCUCAAGAUGUCACAAAAGAGAGAAUUGUAUGAAGUGACAGAUCGCCACCUAGUGGAACUGGCCACCAGACUACGAUACAAUGUUCGAGACCUUGCGAUUCGAUAUUUUGAGGGCAAGAUGGGACCUCGGGGUUCAGCCCACGAACUCACGGGAUCCAAAUUCUUACAGUACUUCGGCCGGGUUGUCCAUGAUACAACAGUACGUAACGCCCUACUAAAGUCUGGAAAUAGACGCUCGAGCGUUAUGCAAGCGUAUCUGUGGGAAAUUUUCACCGCAGAGAUAUUCGGUCGAUACCUUUGGAUAGGAUCCGAGCUAUCUGGGGCCAUUCAAGUCUUGAAUGACCAUAUGAGACAAGCCAGAUGUCCAAUUACCAGUUUCGACGUCGAGUCCUGUCGGAGUUUCCAACUGUGGAGUACAGAGACGACAGGUUUGAUACUGCACACCAUCGAUGCGAAGAAAGAAUCCGCAGUCAGGCGGUUCAUUGAGAACACGGUACGAGAUAUAGCAUCCGGUAUAGUGGAUGCAGUUGCUUCUCUCAUCAUCGUUGAGAAUGAUGAGCUAGGUUCAGAGAUUGAGAGGAUUCUGCAUGAGGCUCUAGCUCUUGAUAAGGAAGUCUGUAGCCAAGUUGCACGUGUGGAUUGGAUCACUUACGAGACACCGAUGAUCUUUGAUCCCGAGCAAAUGGAAUGGGAAGGGGAAGAUGAGUCGGGGAGACGAGAUCAACCAGUCCGCCUUGUUGUGGCUCCAGCUUUAAGAAAGCGAGGGAAAUCAACUGGGGAAGACUUCGAUGUUGAUCGAUUACUACUCCCCAUGGUCGUUUCACGUCUUAGUACUGGAAACUAAUCGAACAUGAGGUGCCGAGAUUUCUGCGAGAACUUGUAUCAGUUGGGUUAUGAUUGACAUGAAUAGCGAGAGUCUUCGGAGCUUAGGAUAUCAAGAAGGAGCCGGGGCUAAUGUGAAUAUAACGUAUCUACUAAGGGGGCAGAAUAGAAUGCCGGUCAAUACACCCCUAUGUACCUAGUUCCAUCACUGUACCCUGG